This is a messenger RNA of Trematomus bernacchii (emerald rockcod), 8243 nucleotides long. RefSeq names its product solute carrier family 9 member 7 (gene slc9a7). The record is from RefSeq and is a predicted model, not a curated record. Gene Ontology annotation, biological process: sodium ion transport; regulation of pH; proton transmembrane transport. Gene Ontology annotation, cellular component: membrane; recycling endosome. Gene Ontology annotation, molecular function: sodium:proton antiporter activity. Lineage: Eukaryota; Metazoa; Chordata; Actinopteri; Perciformes; Nototheniidae.
GCAGCCAGCAGACCCUGGAUCUGUUUCCUCUCUGCGAGCACCGUGCAGUGACAUGGCAUCAUCAUAGCGGCUGUCAGCAGCAGCAGCAGCCGCAGCAUCAUGGAGCCUCUCCGGUCGCAGAGGCGCACCGCAGCCCGGGUUCUGGACACCUUGACGCCGGCCCUGAUCCUCCUGAGCGCCGGGGCAGUGACGGCGGAGGACGGAGGAGCAAUGGAGGAGCUCACCACGGAGAAGGAGGCUGAGGAAAGUCACCGCCAGGACAGCGUUAAUUUACUCACAUUCAUUAUGCUGCUGACCUUAACCAUUCUCACCAUCUGGCUCUUCAAGCACAGACGGGUGCGAUUUCUGCACGAGACCGGGCUGGCGAUGAUUUACGGUUUGCUGGUGGGGGUGAUCCUGCGGUACGGCAUCCCGGCAACCAGCUACCACAACAAGACCCCCCCGAGCUGCUCACUGAAGGAGGGGCCGGUCAGCACCGUCCUGUUGAACAUCAGCGGGAAGUUCUUUGAGUAUACGCUGAAGGGAGAGAUCAACUCCAGAGAGAUCCACAACGUGGAGCAGAACGACAUGCUGCGCAAAGUGACAUUCGACCCUGAAGUGUUCUUCAACAUUUUGCUGCCUCCCAUUAUAUUCCACGCUGGGUACAGUCUGAAGAAGAGACACUUCUUCAGGAACAUGGGCUCCAUCAUCACCUACGCCUUUCUGGGCACGGCCAUCUCAUGCUUCGUCAUCGGGAAUCUGAUGUACGGCGUGGUGAAACUGAUGCAGGUUUUGGGACAGCUGACGGACAAGUUUUACUACACAGACUGCCUCUUCUUUGGUGCCAUUAUGUCCGCCACAGACCCAGUGACGGUGUUGGCCAUCUUCAACGAUCUGCACGCUGACGGGGAUCUCUACGCUCUGCUGUUUGGAGAGAGCGUGAUGAACGACGCUGUGGCCAUCGUGCUCUCCUCCUCCAUCGUGGCGUACCAGCCCAGCGGAGCGAACACUCACAUGUUCGACGCCGCCGCCUUCUUCAAGUCCGUCGGGGUCUUCAUCGGGAUCUUCAGCGGCUCCUUCGUGAUGGGAGCCGCCACCGGAGUCGUCACCGCUCUCGUCACCAAGUUCACGAAGCUGCACUGCUUCCCGCUGCUGGAGACGGCACUCUUCUUCCUCAUGUCCUGGAGCACCUUCCUGCUGGCCGAGGCCUGCGGGUUCACAGGUGUGGUGGCCGUACUGUUCUGCGGCAUCACUCAGGCUCACUACACCUACAACAACCUGUCUGCAGAGUCCACUCAGCGCACCAAGCAGCUGUUCGAGGUGCUUCACUUCCUGGCGGAGAACUUCAUCUUCUCCUACAUGGGCCUGGCUCUGUUCACCUUCCAGAACCACAUCUUCAGCCCCAUCUUCAUCAUCGGGGCUUUCAUUUCCAUCUUCAUCGGCCGAGCGUUCAACAUCUACCCGCUGUCCUUCUUCCUGAACCUGGGCAGGAGGCACAAGAUCAAAGGGAACUUUCAGCACAUGAUGAUGUUCGCAGGUCUGCGUGGAGCGAUGGCGUUCGCGUUGGCGAUCCGCGACACAGCGACGUAUGCCCGGCAGAUGAUGUUCACCACCACGCUGCUCGUCGUCUUCUUCACCGUCUGGGUGUUCGGGGGGGGCACCACGCCCAUGCUGUCCGUCCUGCACAUCAGGGUGGGUGUGGACCCGGAUCAGGACCAGCAGCCGUGCACAGACAGCUUCCAGGUCCUGCAGGGGGACGGGCCUCAGGCUGAAGGACAGAGUAAAACCAAACAGGAGAGCGCCUGGCUCUUCAGACUGUGGUACACCUUCGAUCACAAUUACCUGAAGCCCAUCCUGACGCACAGCGGCCCCCCCCUCACCUCCACGCUGCCCGCAUACUGCAGCCCGCUGGCGAGCUGUCUGACCAGCCAGCAGGCGUACGAGAACCAGCUGAGGGACGACCCUGACUUCAUGCGUGGCGACGGCGGCGACCUUUCCUUCACGUUUGGAGACACCACGAUCACGGCCAACGGGGCGUCUGGCAGCGGGGGGCGGGUGGAGGAGGAGGGGGGGGAAACAGCCGGAGCGUCGGGCUGGAGCAUGAACGGCAGGAGGAGCGGCAGCACCUCGGAGGAGGCGCUGGAGCGCGAGCUGGACUCCCGUGAACAGGAGCUGCUGAGCCGGGGAACUCGACUUGUUUUCCCCAUCGAGGAUCACAUCUGACCGCCAUGUUUGUAGUCCUUCAGAGAUGAGAGGUAUUAUAGGAGGAUAAGACGGGAGAGUGCCCCGGGAGCAGAGCUCGAGAAGAUUUUCAUGCUCCAGGAGACGUGCAUCCUCUCCAUCCACCUUCACUGAUUGUUUCCUUGCAUUAUCAGAAGGACAACAAAUAUCACCAUGCCAGAUUCAGGCUGUUUUUGAACAUGUGACACUGUGCGUGCAGCCGAAAAAGAAGAAGACUCAUCCUGAGAUCCGACCAAAAUGCUUCUUCGCCAUCACGCCCCAUCUACGCCCUGAAACCCAAACUUUGAUAGUUUAUAAUUCCUCUUUGUACCAUUCAUCCGAAGCUGCUGACAGUGUUUGGUCUGUUUGUGAGGAUGCCCUUUUUGCUUCACAAACACGCUCUUGUGUGGAAGGGAUUGUGGGGACCGUGAAUGUGUUCGGCCGACACCGCUCAUCAUGGGUGAAGCAGCGCGGGUGGAGAAUGUAAAUAGCUACAAUGCAGAGCUUUGUUCCCGCUUCUUGUCAGUGCAUUUCGUCCCAUGACUGUUACAAAAAGCGUCUGUUGUCCAAGUGUCUGAGCUGGAUCUUUGUCUGUGUCCCGGUCUGGUUUUCAUUACAACAACAUGGACGAGCUUUGAUGCUCAUUGUCUCUGCCAAGGCACAGUUUGUCCAUUCGUCUGCAGAACAACGACUGGCCCGAUUUUCAUGAAACUUUAAGGUUGCAACACGAGACCGAGAAGAACACAUUUAAAUUAAGAUUGAAUCUGUAUAAUGGGGUUGAACGCAAUGGAAGAUCAAGCAUUAAUGCUGCUUUCAUGUAGAACGGUGGUAAUCAUAACACAUGAGUUAUUCACAUAAAAGUUUAAAAAGCAACACUGAAAGUCAGGGAGCAUUUUGGUACGCAUUUUAUAUCUUACCCGAUUCCUCUGCUCCCAACUGUUAUGAAUAAAUACUGGAAACACUAAAAUAGGCCUUCAAUACAUCUUCUUUUUGGAAUCAAUGUUCUUUCCCCAUUUCGAUUUUAAACUCAUGCACUCUGCCUUGGUGGGGGUCUGCAUCUUCUAGCUUCCUAUUACCAUGUUGCACUGAUGAUGGAUUUCCGUAGGCUGAGCGUGAAGUUAGCAUCACAAGGGCUCCCUCCACAAAAACCGAAAAGGAUUUGGAUUAUUGCAGAAAAUAAUCUCGGUUUCAAAAUCCCAUUUAUGAUACUUACACAUUUUGCUCAGCAGGAUAAUCUCCCCAUAUUAACACCACUUGAUGAGCAUUCAAGUAAAAAGCUAACGUUAGGCUAUAAAGAUAAAACAGCGUGGUCACAUGACUUCACGCCACCACCGCUAAGCUAAAGGCGGCUAAUGUAAGGUGUGAUGACGUUCAAAUCUCUUCAGCUUGUGUUAACCACAGACCUUAUUUCAGGUUAACAACCAAAAUAACAUAAAAAAUAACCCUUGACUUCGAGACAAGGGAACCGAAAAUGCUAGAAUGAAAAUAAAUGUCUGAUUUAUUUCUGCACCACUCAAUGAAGGCAAAUUCAACAUUAUAAAAGUAAAGAGCGCAGACCUCUAAAUACAUCUAUCUCAAAUUAGCUUGCUUCACCUUUACACUAAGUUUCAUGAAGAGUGGGUUAGUCGUUUUUACGUAAUCCUGAACACAGUUAAACAAAAAGUAAGCUUCUUGGCGUAGUUGUUUUUUUUCAUGCAUCAAUUUGUGUUCGACUUUAACUAACGUUUUCAUUAUCAAUUAAUCUGUUGAUGAUUUUUCAAAUGUUAUGGAUUUGUUGUUUAGUUCAUGAAUGAGAGAAAAUAGUAAAACAUCUCCAUCACCAUUUAUAAGAACUUGUUCAAAUCGCUUGUUUUGUUCAAAAGUCUUUCAUCAAAUUCUCCAUCAAUAAUAAUAAGAGUUAUCCAACAACUUCAAAUGUAACUGUUCUAACUUUCUGAAACCUAUAAUCCCAAAUAAAGAAGAGCAGCCACUUUUAACAAAUACUGACCAUGGUGCCAAGUGCUCGAAAAUGACCUUAUAAUCAGCGUUAUUUACGUUAUUUCCCCCCAUAUAGAAAUACACGGUAAUAAAGACACUUCCGUAAGCUCUGAUUACAUUAAACCUGAUUCCCCAUUUAUCUGAUAAUGCACAUAAUAAGUAGAAACACAGGUUUUCCUGUUAAGCGCAUCUUGAUUCUUGUUUGAAUUAAGUUACAAUAUUUCUCCCGCAGCAAAUCUGAGCAGUUUUUAAUGAGACGUUAGAGAGCAACCUGUGCAGGAGUCUCUGUAUUCAUUUGAAAUGUUCUCACAACUGAUCAAUAUGGUUUGCAUCCUCACUCCAUGUGAAUUAUUAAUUAUUUAUACUGCAUAUUUGACCUGAUUACACAGGGUUUCUGCAGGUUUCUAAAUGUUUUGGGGUCAAACGGGCACAAGGAAAAUUAGUAUGAAUGAAAAUAUGUCCUAGACUAAUUUACGUACAUAUAUAUAUAUUAAAAUCUGUCAAUAAAACUAUAUUAAUUGAUUGAUUGUAAGACCAAAAAGCUCAGACUUCUCUUAUACUGUAGGUUAGUCAUGGGUUAAAACAGUUGAAGCAAUGUUUAAUUGCAGUUACACAAAACAGUAAAGCAUUCAAGAUAAUCUGACCUACUAAAACCUACUUUUCAAUAGAAUUCAUUAUUCUAUUAAGGACCUGCAGACGCCCUGUUUCGUUUCCUCAAUUUUUGUUGGGAAUUCCAGCUGCGCAGCAUGAUUUUGAGGUCAGAUUUUUAUAUUUGUGACUCUUAUCCUAUAAUGUAAACAGUAGCAUAGCAACUGACUAAACCUCCAAGGGUUUGGGAGGUUUUUAUUUCGUUUUUAUUUGUCCGGACUCAUGUUGUGUUCCCUUGUUUUACCGCGUCAAGAGUCUAGACCCGUUUUAAAUGCACCACAGAGCACGUGUCGCCUUUUUGUUUUUUUUACAUUCUUUAACACAGUGGCUGCUGCAUUAAUGUAUGAGUGACCCCCGAGGGCAGGUGUGAAAGACGUGAUUGUCAAAGUGCAGCGACCGAGGACCUCCGAAGUGGAAAUGAAUCUAGUUAUGUAAGCUGUUGCCAAGCUGCGUGCACUGAGGGUCAUUGAAAUUCUUGAUGGAGUGAGACGCUAACGUUUUCUUUCACAGUCUCAUGAUAGGGGAGCUCCUUUUAGUCUCAACAAACUGCCUGGGCUGCGGUCGAAUAGACCCAAAACAUUACGUACUGUGUUUCCUCAACUCUUAUUCUUGCAAUACAUUAUUAAAAAAAAGGAACAGUGACAAACUCAAUAAAGCUCAAGAUUCAUGUCCAAAACAGAAUUACAUCGUCUUAAAGAAAGGAUGUUUCCAAAGUGCACCGUCAAACAGAAGCGUUCAAUCUUUUAAAGCCUUAUUGCUCUAAACCAGGGGUGUCCAAACUACGGCCCGACGGCCAAAUGCGGCCCGUGGGCCAUUUUGAAUCGGCCCUCAGCAAAUUCAAAAAGUACAAUAAAAUAUGGCCCACAAAUGAAACUUCUGCUCGUCUCAUAUUGUACUUUUUAAAUAUAUAUGUUAAAAUAUAUUACACGUUAUUCAUGUGUAAACGCAGCCCAAUUUUCAAAUAAAUUCCAUCAAUUAAAGUUGAAAACAUUUUCUAACAAAUCUAAGUUGAUAAGAAAAAAGCCCAAUAACUCAUUUACAUAACAAGCUUGAAAUCUACCCUUCAUAUUUCCCCUUAUUAUAAGCAAUUGGAGGCUUCUGUUUUAAGGGAUGAGCUGCCAACAACAUAAAUGAAACCCUAUGGAGAGCUGUUUUUUUCUUAAAGCAUUUUUAAGUAUCAAGAAUCAUUUACCUACAUUUGAUUGAUUCUGCUGACUUAGAACUGAACUUGUGAGGCAAUAUACCUCUAGGGAGUGGCCCAGCCCUUCGUAUAUGUUUCUGUAUGUGGGUCUCAGUUAAAAUAGUUUGGACACCCCUGCUCUAAACUCACAUGUGGAGCCAAAGCCCUAAUUAUAUAUAAUAAAGGUUGCUUAAAAGCGGAACAAGCUUGACGUGUAUACAACUUCCCGGAACUUUUGGUGAUCCUCCGGUUCCAUGGGAGACUAAAUAACUUUUGGUUUAGCACUGCACAUAACUUUAUUGAGGAUAAAUAUAUAACAAUGUCAUGCGGCUCUCCAAAUGUUAUCCGCAUGACUGGUACAAAUUCCCAAAUAAUUAUCCACAGAUGUACAGUUGUCUCUUUCCUUGGUGUAAUAGUCUAAAAACGUUUUUGGAUCCCAUGUCAUCAUGUGAUGGUCCCUUUUAGUUUUAAUUACACGGUUUGAACACUAUUUCAAAUUGGCUUCAAAGCCUGGUGCUUCUCCUGCGGGUUCAUUUAAAAAUAUUCCGGCUGCAGAAUAUCGUGGGCCAGCAUUAUCCCCUUUAUUUUGGAUAAAAUGUGGUGCAUAGGCUAUAUUCGAAUAUGAAUGUCCUUAAGACCGGACGAGGCAGGCUUGUAAACAAAUACAAGUAAACGUAGGAUGUUUUUCUGGAUAAAUAGCUCUAUACAUUCAAAAUGUCUUUAGAUAAUUUGUUUUUCUAUCCAUGGUCUAUGAUCUAGGUCAGUGGUCCUCAGAGUUACUGCCCGAUUUAUAGUUGGAUAUUAUGGAUGGUGGAUGGAUGGAUGUUUUUUUUAAUGUUUUUCUUCAAAUACUAAAAUCUAUCUGAAAAUACAUAUUACAUGAAUCAAAGAUACUAUAAACAACUAUAACAUAGUCUUUCUGUAAAAAACAUGAAUCCACCAACAUUGAUAAUUGUCUAUUACCCAGGAGUCCUUUUGCAAUCACGCUAGCUAGCUAAACUGUGCUGAAUCACUGCGCUUCACCUAUUCAUACAUGCUAACGAGUUAGCUACAGCAACGUUUUACUAUUUCCAUAGUACAGUAUGUUUUAUAUGCACCAUAAGGUCUGUUUAUAUAUUGCACUUGAAGCUGCCCCAUGGUUAUUGUUGUCCCAUUUUAAUAAGCAACACACACAUGUGGAAAAGCUAAGUUUCUUUCAUUGAAAACCCUGAUCAAUAUGGAGUGAUGUUAAGAUAUCAAAUAUAAUCCAACAUAUUAACAAGUACAAAACAGCCGUGUAUAAAUAACACUCAAAUCAUCCAACAUUGAUGAUAGUCAGCUAGCUAAACUGUGCUAAAAAAACAGUGAGACACCUAGCCAUACAUGCUAACUAGUUAGCAACAGCUACAUUUUACAAUUUUUGAAGUACAGUAUGUAUUGUACGCACCAUAAGGUCUGUUUAUAAAUGUUUGGCAAUUUAAGCCGCUCUAUAGGUUAUUCAUUUUAAUAUAACUUAAGUUUAUUAAGCAAUUGUAUACUGUAUGUAAAAGAGGCUCUGUGCUCCCUUUUCUCUUUCAGUGGAAACCGUGAUUUAUGUGGAUUAAGAUAUUUUAAUCUUUUAUCCAAACUUUUGUUGAAAAACAAUUCUGCUUCAGGGUUCAUGGAUCAUUUUGGUAAUGUGUCUAUGGUGUUUCCUAUGCUAAGGUCGAUAGCAUUGAGCAGCUUUCAUUAGCAUUUAGAGAACUCAACGAGCCAGAAGACACUUGAAAAAGACUAUUCCACGGCAGCCUUGGAUUCAUGCAUGUUUCUCUUGAGCAUUAUUGAAUUGUUACACAGUUCCUACAUACAAUUUAUUCACAGCAGAUCAUGUUUCCUACAAAAAAAUGUAAUUUCUGACCAAGUACGUUAGAGGAUUUCCUUAUAAUUCUGGCUGCAUCUACUAACAACAUGCAGAAAAAGACCCUCACAGAUGAAUGAACCCUGUUGGCUGCAGAUAAAUAAAGACGCCGAGUUUUUGGCACUUUACCUCGAGCAGAGGACACCGGCGGGACGUAUUUAACCUUCAUGUGUCUCCAUCUCCAGACUGUUGUGCUGUCAGUUGUCUUGCUGCUAUAUUUACAUGCACUCUGUACCUGAUAAAUAUGAGAUGUAGCUCAACUGUUAAUGUGUGCACCUGUUGUCCUUGCAGCAACUGGCUCCACCUACCAUGGUCUGCAUGUCGACAUGUCAAUAAAAAUUGUCAAAUUAUGAGCCACCCGUU